This is a messenger RNA of Chenopodium quinoa (quinoa), 1176 nucleotides long. RefSeq lists its product as uncharacterized. The record is from RefSeq and is a predicted model, not a curated record. NCBI's taxonomy places the organism in Eukaryota, Viridiplantae, Streptophyta, Magnoliopsida, Caryophyllales, Amaranthaceae. Bases 255 to 704 code for a protein of 149 amino acids. The transcript has a single exon.
AAAAAAAAACAAAUUUCCUUAAUUCCUUUUUUUCUAUUUCUUUAUCUUCAAUUAAGAAAAUACAUGCUCAUACACAAACAUUCCAGAUCCUUCUACCACCUUCUACCACCUUCUAACUUCCACUUUCUUCAACCCCAAACACCUUCUUCAUACUUCGUAUAUAAAUCUUCUUCCCGAAUUUUCUCUCUCCUCAAAAUUUCAAUUCAAUUCAUCGAUUUCUUCGAUCUAUCUCCUCGAUCUUCUUUCUUUCAACAAUGGCGUCAGAAUCAGAAAUUUCUGCAACAGAGAUGCAAUUAUUCUUAGAAAGAUUAAUAACUUCAAGAAACAGAGACAUCUCAAUGUCUCUCCCCUUCAUGUUAGGGUUCAGUGGGCCCGACCUGACUCAAACCCGGCCCAACUCGGAGGAAAACCCGAGAACCCCAGAAGAACGUCGUGAAAGAAUCGUGCUGAUAAACCCGAUGACACAAGGGAUGGUAGUGAUCGAAGGAGCAGGGCUUGAUUCGCUGUUUCACGGAGUACAGAGUAAGGAAGGACAACCACCAGCUUCAAAAUCAGCGAUCGAGAAGAUGGCAAGCGUCGAGAUCAGAGAAGGCGAGGAGAAAGAGUGUGUGAUUUGCUUGGAAGAGUGUAAGGGGUUGGGAAUCUUGCGAAGGAGAUGCCAUGUAAGCAUAGGUUUCAUGGCGGGUGUAUCGAUAAAUGGUUGAAUCUUCACGGUUCGUGUCCGGUGUGCCGGUUUAAUUUACCUGUUGAGGAGGAAGAUGGCGGGAAGAAGGGCGAAGAUGAGGAGAGAGAAAGGAGAGGGCAAAGAGUGAUUAGGUUUAGUUUUAUGUUUUGGCGGAGUAGGAGAAGAUCAGAGGAAGAAGAGGAGAGAGAAAGUGAGUCUAAUUCAAGAGAUCAGAAUGAGAAUGAAAAUAGUAAUUAGAGGUGUGAAUUCGGGUUUGAUCAGUCAGGUUAUUUCGAGUCAGGUUAAAGACAGGAUAUCGAAACAAAAGGAACAAGUUAUGGAAGUUUCACUAGGGUUGUUUCUUUGUUAAUGAUUGUGAAUAUUGUAGGAGAUUAGAUGAACAAAAAUAAAUUUGUUGGGUUUGAUUUCUUUGAACAAUUCGUUUCAAUUCUUUGAUUGAUUUAUUUGUUACUGUUUUUGACUAUUAUAUUGAUUAUUGUUUUAUUGUUUCA